Ahaetulla prasina is the source of this 578-nucleotide messenger RNA. RefSeq names its product mitochondrial ribosomal protein S18C (gene MRPS18C). Lineage: Eukaryota; Metazoa; Chordata; Lepidosauria; Squamata; Colubridae. Bases 55 to 492 code for a protein of 145 amino acids. Gene Ontology annotation, molecular function: structural constituent of ribosome; small ribosomal subunit rRNA binding. Gene Ontology annotation, biological process: mitochondrial translation. The record is from RefSeq and is a predicted model, not a curated record. The transcript is spliced from 6 exons. Gene Ontology annotation, cellular component: ribosome; mitochondrial small ribosomal subunit.
CACGUUACUCUCCUAUCCGGGCUGUACCGGAAGCUUGCAAAGGGGAAAAAAAAGAUGGCUGCUGUGGUAAAUUUGGUUUCUUCUCCCAAGAUUUCGGGGAGAUUUUAUUAUCUCUUCGCCGCUGUAAGAAACGAAAGCUGUGCGCCUGGCCCGGGUAGAUCAUGGAAACGAGAAAGUAGUUCAUAUGAACAGGAAUCCAAUCAAGAUGAUAUGCCUGUUUCAAUGGAAAACCCUUAUAAGGAGCCUCCUAAAAAGUGUGUCUUAUGCGGUGUAACCGUUGACUACAAGAAUAUACAGCUUUUAUCACAGUUUAUUUCUCCAUACACCGGUCACAUAUUUGGUCAACAUAUAACAGGCUUAUGUUCAAAGAAACAAAGAGAAAUGGCAAGAGCCAUUAGAACAGCCCAUUGCACGGGAUUUAUGUCGGUUAUGCAUAAGGACCCAGUGUUUCGCAGCGAUCCCAAAAUAUGUAAUAUUAAAUAUCCGGAAUAAAUUGUAUCAAUUAUGCCUAGCCUAUUUUUGUAAUUAGACUAUGUUUAUUAUUAGAAUGUUAAUAAAUGGGCUACCAGUAUGUCCAU